This is a messenger RNA of Miniopterus natalensis, 4005 nucleotides long. NCBI's taxonomy places the organism in Eukaryota, Metazoa, Chordata, Mammalia, Chiroptera, Miniopteridae. The record is from RefSeq and is a predicted model, not a curated record.
CUGGACGGUGUGAGCAGGUGCGAGCGGCCCCUCAUUCCGAGUCUCCCCUCUCCCACAGCGGAGGUGUGCAUUGGGGUCCUGCUGCUGCUGAUCCUCUACAACUACUGGUUCCUGUACAUCCCCUACUUGACAUGGCUCUACUUGGACUGGCGCACCCCAGAGCAAGGAGGCAGGAGGUCCGACUGGGUCAGAAGCUGGGCCGUUUGGAAGUACUUUAAGGACUACUUUCCAAUUCACCUCAUCAAAACGAAGGAUUUGGAUCCAAGUCACAACUACAUAUUUGGGUUUCACCCCCACGGAGUGCUUGUGGCUGGAGCCUUCGGAAAUUUUUGUACAAAUUACUCGGACUUCAAGAAGCUGUUUCCCGGCUUUACCGCGUAUCUCCAUGUGCUUCCAAUUUGGUUCCGGUGCCCUCUCUUCCGAGAAUAUCUGAUGAGCAGUGGGCCGGUCUCGGUUUCCAAGAGAAGCGUGUCCCACGUGCUGAGCAAGGAGGGCGGCGGGAACAUUUCAAUCAUCGUCCUGGGGGGUGCAGAGGAGUCGCUGGAUGCCCACCCCGGGAAGUUCACUCUGUUCAUCCGCCAGCGGAAAGGGUUUGUGAAGAUCGCUUUGACCCACGGUGCCUAUCUGGUCCCAGUGUUUUCUUUUGGUGAAAAUGAACUAUUUAAACAAGUCAGCAACCCUGAAGGCUCGUUGCUUCGAACCGUGCAGGAUAAACUCCAGAAGAUCAUGGGGUUCGCGUUGCCCCUGUUCCACGCCAGGGGGGUUUUUCAGUACAAUUUUGGCCUCGUGCCCUACAGGAAACCUAUUCACACUGUCGUUGGCCACCCAAUCCCUGUUCAUCAGACUCUGCACCCAACCCCGGAGCAGAUAGAGGAGCUGCAUCAGACCUACAUGGAGGAGCUAAGGAAACUAUUCGAGGAGCACAAAGGGAAGUAUGGCAUCCCAGAGCAAGACACCCUGGUUUUCAAAUAACUGCACUCCUGGAGGGCAUACAGGAGGAGGAGAGAACAUCCCACUGAGAGAAUAAAUCUGUUAAAUCCGUUAGUUUUUUCCCUUGACUAUGGAAUUAAAUUGGCAACUGAAAAGUAUUACUUAUAGUGACAGAUGUUGGUGUAGAGCUGUGUUAAAGAUACAGUGUGUGACCAUAGGGUAAGGUUAGAGAUGACUGUGAGUCAAUAUUCUUCCUCAUUUAGGAAGAAUAUUAAAAAAAUUAUUUUACAGGUUCAGAACGACAGCUUCAAAAAUUAAUUAGACCCUUUGGCUCAGCAUUACAGCAAUAUAAGGCGGCGUUUUCAUUAAGUGUGUUAGCUGUUAUUCGGCGCAGCUGCAGCAUUUAGGAGACGGUGUGUAAAAUAAUUGGCCAUACAGAGCUAGAAGAGAUCGUUUCCUUUUCUUCACUUGAACAGACCAUUUGUUAGUGGAUAAUGUUAUGUCAACACAUUUUUAUACAAUGGGGCAGAAUUUUUAUGCAGUUUUCAGAAUAGGAUGAAUCUACCAUAUGGAAACCCAUGUGGGUGAGAGCAUGUCCCCUCAUUUCUAUCCAUGCUUAGAAAUGUUCAUCAUUGUCAUCUGCUUAGAAAUAUGUUCAUUUGCUACAGAAAAGGAAAGACAUACUUUUGCACAUGUUUUAGGACACUGAAGUUGCAUGAAGUUUUCGUGGUAAUAGAAAUGGUUUAAUUUUCUUUCCAAAUAGCCUCUCUGAAUGAGACGAGCUGUGGAAGAAAGCACACUCUCUGGUGAGAUGUGUCCAGUUCUCAGUUGACCCGAGUUAUGUGCAUCUCCUCUCAACCAGAAUGCCUGGUCUGUGAGAACAGGAACUUGUCCCUUCUGUGCACUGAUGUCUCCCUAUGCCUGGGUCAGCUCAUGGCACUUAGUAGGCACAAAAUAAGUGAAUGUAUUUUUAAUAAGUGAAUUCAUGUUUAAUGAAUGUAUUUAUAGAUGAACACGAAGGCAAACUUUGCCAUAAGGUGAGGAAUUUUUAAAGCUCUACCGUAGGAUGAAACCUAUAAUAAGACAAGACCCAUUUUCAGAAGGAGAUUAUUGGCUGUGUCUGAUUGUCCCAUGCCAGUGACUGACAGCGCUGCAGGCUGGCUUGUAAGGAGCAAGUCAGAAGGAGGUUUCUGACGAUUAGUCACUGAGUGUUAACUAAUUAUUCAGUAAAUAAGUAAGAAGAAUGUCCAGUUUCCAAACAUCUCCAUUGCUAGAUGUUGCUUCUGUACUUCCUCCACUCCAGGUAUUUGAGGGUGACUUCACUGCGUUGUCCCAGCUCAUUGGUAAGAUGUCUCCAGGCCUCUGAUUCGUAAAACAUUAAGCCCUGGGCUAGAGCCUGGAUUGGGUCCAGCAACAGCAGAAUGAAAUCAUGCUGGGUGACGCCCUGAGUGGGGAAGCGUUUCACAUAUGACAAAGUGAACCUUCUCAAUUGUUCCUCAUAAGGUUUCAUGGCCAACGUCCUGUUAUCUUCACACUGAGCAAUCCCGGAGCCCACCAACCAUGGUCUUGAAAUUAGAUCCAAAAAAUAUAUAUUUUUUUGGUGAAAGCAGGGAAUAAGACACACUUGCUUUGCUAGAUGGAGAAAACUCGACUAUGCAUCCUUUUUGGUAUUACUCAAUACCUCAAAAAUGUAAAAGGAGCACCAUUUACAUAAAAUUACACUCUGGCUGGUCAGGGUUCAGUCUUUCAGAAUAUAACUCUGAGGCCCAAAUUACCACAAUCAAAGGCCUCUAAGUUAAUAUAAAACACAGGAAUUUCCUCCCUUUGGAGAAGUUUAUUAAAAGCUCAUAGUCUUUUGUGAUUUCACAAAGGUAUGAAUUUUAAUCUCACACCUGGGAGUGAGAGGGCCAACCUGACCACCUAACAUCAGCUGGAUUGUCUAGUAAGCAGUUAGUAACACAGAGGCAUUGAGAAAUGAGAAAAGUUCUGCUCUGAUGAAUUUAUCUAGAAUUUUUCCGUUAAAAAAAUCUAGACAUCGGCCACUUUAAUUUUGGCAUACCUGAAACCCUAUUGUUAGGUACCUAGUAGGGAGUUUAUCUCUUCCUUUCUUAGGGUCUCCAGAGGUCUUAAUCCUGCCAGGCCAGACGUCCUUUCUUAAGCUCAAAGCACAGUCGUAAAUUCUAUAUAGCCCUACAAAUUGCAAAUGAAUUUUUUGAUGUGAAUUUUUGCUGCAACGCAAAUGUGGGUCAUCAGUUGUAUUCACUCACGUGGUCUGAUGGAGAUCUCUACCUUCAAGCUUCUCCUCGACUACACAUUUGCACCUCAGUUUUAAGCAGCAUAGCAAAACAAUAACAGCGACAGUAACCCCAGGACGCUGGAAGAGAAACUGGGAUCACUGCCUUGAGAAAAUGUGCGGUCAUGCUGUUUGGUUUGGACAGUUCUGUUUCCUGUUCCCCUCGCACACUGGGGGCAGGCUGUCAUUUCCUCUGUCUGGCGGCCAGAAGUAUUGAGAUGGCCUGUGUCCGGCUAAACCCACGACUGUCCCAUAGAAGGCCGCAGCCUCGGUGCCAUGAAGGCCACCCAGCUUUGCUCUGCCCCAGAGAAUACCUUGAUUUAUGUAAACCUUCACCACGACUAUGAGAACGUUCAAAGUGCACAUACUUCAGGGAAGACGGACGAGCCUUGGCAGAGGGUUGAAAGUACACCCCCCGCUGUUGGUAGAAGGUCCAUUUCUGUGUGGGAAGCGCAGGAGGCGGAAUCCGGGGAGACGCUCCCACUUCUGUGUAAUGUGACGCCUGCUCCACGCUACCUCGGUGAUGCCAGCUGCCAAAGUCUGCGAUAAAUGUGUGAACAGAUUGGCUUCAUUCACUCUGUGCCCUCUUCCUCUGGCCAGAGACAAUGCGGAUGGGAUUUGCUGAUUGGAUUUUCCCCCCAAUAGCCCGGGAUUGCAAGUUCUCAUCUAUCUCAUGUAUUUUUUUCUACUAAGUGAUAAAAUGUCUAUUUGUGGUGCUUGGGAGGGUUCCUGCAGGUAAAAUUUGUAUAUUGAUUUUUUAAAUUAAAUUUUUUUGGGGGUGA